This is a messenger RNA of Piliocolobus tephrosceles (Ugandan red Colobus), 980 nucleotides long. Its product is annotated as melanoma-associated antigen 2. Lineage: Eukaryota; Metazoa; Chordata; Mammalia; Primates; Cercopithecidae. The annotation marks the transcript as partial. Gene Ontology annotation, cellular component: nucleus. The record is from RefSeq and is a predicted model, not a curated record. The transcript has a single exon. Gene Ontology annotation, biological process: negative regulation of transcription by RNA polymerase II. Gene Ontology annotation, molecular function: histone deacetylase binding.
ACCUGCCUGGGCCUCUCCUACGAUGGCCUGCUGGGCGACAAUCAGAUCAUGCCCAAGACAGGCCUCCUGAUAAUCAUCCUGGCCAUAAUCGCAAUAGAAGGCGACUGCGCCCCUGAGGAGAAAAUCUGGGAGGAGCUGAGUGUGUUGCAGGUGUUCAAUGGGAGGGAGAACAGUGUCUUCGCACAUCCCAGGAAGCUGCUCACCCAAGAUUUCGUGCAGGAAAGCUACCUGGAGUACCGGCAGGUGCCCGGCAGUGAUCCUGCAUGCUACGAGUUCCUGUGGGGUCCAAGGGCCCUCGUUGAAACCAGCUAUGUGAAAGUCCUGUACCAUAUGCUAAAGAUCAGUGGAGAGCCUCACAUUUCCUACCCACCCCUGCAUGAAUGGGCUUUGAGAGAGGGGGAAGAGUGAGUCCGAGCACCCGUUGCAGCCAGGGCCAGUGGGAGGGGUCUGGGCCAGUGCACCUUCCAGGGCCCCAUCCAUUAGUUUCCACUGCCUUGUGUGACAUGAGGCCCAUUCUUCACUCUUUGAAGAGAGCAGUCAGCAUUCUCAGUUUUGGGUUUCUGUUCUAUUGAAUGACUUGGACAUUUAUCUUUGUUUCCUGUUGGAAUUGUUCAAAUGUUCCUUUUAACGGAUGGUUGACUGAACUUCAGCAUCCACGUUUGUGAAUGACAGUAGUCACACAUAGUGCUGUUUAUAUAGUUUAGGAGUAAGAGUCGUGUUUUUUAUUCAGAUUGGGAAAUCCAUUCCAUUUUGUGAAUUGUGAUAUAAUAACAGCAGUGGAGAAAGUAUUUGCUUAAAAUUGUGAGCGAAUUAGCAAUAACAUACCUGAGAUAAAGAACUCAAGACAUUAAAAGAUAGUUAAUUCUUGCCUUAUACCUCAGUCUAUUCUGUAAAAUCAAACAAAUAUGCAUACCUGGAUUUCCUUGGCUUCUUUGAGAAUGCAAGAUAAAUUAAAUCUGAAUAAAUAAUUCUUCUGUUUA